AUAAAGAGGGCAAAACUGGAGGACGCUUGGCUUAAAGUUUGAACCCUUUAUUUCCACCUGUUUUUUAACUUAGCAAACAACUCCAAAAAUUCACUUAUAAGGAAGAACAAAAAGCCCUUUAACCAAAGAGAAACAAAGAGAUAUAUAGAGAGAGAGAGAGAGAUAUGGAGAGGGUUUUGAUAGCAAACAGAUUUUAGAUAGAGACUGUUAAGAGAGGAAAUUUUCCUUGAAGAAACCGAGAGAGAGAUGGGGGAUGGGAACAAAAAUUGCUUUGCAUGUUGUUUUUCAACAGCAACAACAUCAUCUUCUUCAUCAUCAACAAUCAAACUUUUGUUCUUUAUAGUUCCAUUGAUUCUGGUAUCAUUCAUUGUUUUUGUUUUGGUUCCAAGAAAUUCAACUUGGGUUUUGAUUUCUAGCCUCCCUUCUUCUUCUUCUUCUUCUUUUGCUCCUGCUGCAAAUAGCAGCGAGAAGUUUGGUGCAGCUACGCAUGCAGAAGGAAGUUCCAGGGUGGGGACGGUGGUGGAUAGUAUUGUUCAUGGCGGCCUGGAAGAAGAGGCACUGUCAGAUGAGGCUGCGCUUAAUCACCCAGCUUCACCGCCUCUUGCCGUUGAAGCAGUGACGAAAAUUCAUGAAUUAAAUGAAACAAAGGAAGACAGCUUAAGUAUCACCAUUAACGGUUCAGAUAGCUUAAAUAUUUCCAUUACCGGGACUCCGAAUGCGACAAUAUCCCUGAAUGAAUCUAUUGCUCUUCCCUUGAAACAAAGUAGACAGGUUCGAACAAAAUUGGACAAGCUUGAAGCAGGUCUACAAAGAGCUCGAGCCGCCAUAAAAGAAGCUAAAAACGGGAGUCAAUUACAGGAUCGUGACUAUGUCCCAAUAGGUCCAAUGUAUUGGGAUGCCAAGGCCUUUCACAGGAGCUACCUGGAAAUGGAAAAACAAUUCAAGGUCUUUGUUUACAAAGAAGGGGAGCCUCCAGUGUUUCAUGAUGGUCCUUGCAAGAGUAUUUACUCCAUGGAAGGAAAUUUCAUCUAUAAGAUGGAUGUUGAUAGCAAAUUUCAAACGAAAGAUCCUGAGAAAGCUCAUGUUUUUUACCUUCCAUUCAGUGUAGCAAAGAUGGUCCAAUUUGUUUAUUUGCGCGAUUCGCAUGAUUUUGGUCCCAUAAGAAGGACUGUCAUAGACUAUGUUAAUACUAUAGCACAGAAAUAUCCUUAUUGGAAUCGAAGCCUUGGUGCAGACCAUUUCAUGCUUGCCUGUCAUGACUGGGGGCCAGAAGCUAGCUUUUCCCUUCCAUACCUUCAAGAGAAUUCCAUUCGUGCUCUAUGCAAUGCAAACACAUCUGAAAAAUUCAACCCUGUCAAGGAUGUCUCCAUUCCAGAAAUCAAUCUCCAAACUGGUAAAUUAACCGGUUUGAUUGGCGGACCAUCUGCGUCUCGGCGUCCAAUCUUGGCUUUUUUUGCAGGAGGGGUUCAUGGCCCUAUAAGACCUGUCCUCCUUGAGCAUUGGGAAGACAAGGAUGAAGAUAUUAAGGUACAUAAAUACCUUCCAAAAGGUGUUAAUUACUAUGAUAUGAUGAGAAAUAGUAAGUACUGCAUUUGUCCAAGUGGUUAUGAAGUUGCAAGCCCAAGGAUAGUCGAGGCACUAUACAAUGGAUGCGUUCCGGUGCUCAUUUCGAAAAGUUAUGUGCCCCCAUUUAGUGAUGUUUUAAGAUGGAAGUCAUUUUCUGUGCUGGUUUCAGUGGAUGAUAUCCCCAGAUUGAAGGAAAUAUUAACAAAGAUAUCGCCAAGGCAGUAUAUAAGAAUGCAGAGGAGAGUGCGGCAAGUAAGAAGACAUUUCGAGUUCAAUUCCCCUCCUAAGCGCUUCGAUGUCUUUCAUAUGAUCCUUCAUUCAGUUUGGCUAAGAAGACUGAACGUUAGGAUCAGUGAUGAUCAUGGAGUCAUGCCCAACUGAUGAAUAAUACAUUUGACGAUUCAGGAAUUUUUUUUUAGUUCUAAUAAUAAAUCAUUUCUAGCACAUUCAAAAUUGGUUGUGGAGUCCUAAAUGAGUCUUUAUUUGUUCUAUUUCCUUCUCCAAUCUUGAAAGUGUUGAUAAAAUUAGGCAGUUGGUGAGAUUUAUGCACGGUCAUGUAAAGCUUAAUGGAUAGUCUGGCUGGAAAUUCUGAGUCUGCAAUCUGUAGCAUUCCCAUACUGAUUUAUGUGACAAUUUUCUCUGGAAGAUGUAUCUGACAGACUUGAACAUGGAUUUCAAAUCAGGAUCAAAUAGUAAUUAAGGCGUUUUUAA
Durio zibethinus is the source of this 2277-nucleotide messenger RNA. Its product is annotated as putative glycosyltransferase At5g03795. Gene Ontology annotation, molecular function: glycosyltransferase activity. NCBI's taxonomy places the organism in Eukaryota, Viridiplantae, Streptophyta, Magnoliopsida, Malvales, Malvaceae. The record is from RefSeq and is a predicted model, not a curated record.